This is a messenger RNA of Alosa alosa (allis shad), 2293 nucleotides long. RefSeq lists its product as uncharacterized. The record is from RefSeq and is a predicted model, not a curated record. NCBI's taxonomy places the organism in Eukaryota, Metazoa, Chordata, Actinopteri, Clupeiformes, Clupeidae. The coding region runs from base 109 to 960 and encodes 283 amino acids. Gene Ontology annotation, molecular function: DNA binding; POU domain binding. The transcript is spliced from 5 exons.
GAGGAUUGCUUCCUGACAAUGGUAUGAUGUACAUUCCCCAUAUUGCUCAUCCAUACUUACGGUCAAAGGAAGCGUUUUUCCACAAGGCAUCCUGAAACUGUUGGCACCAUGGAAACUGAGUACUCCAGGCGAGUCUACCAGGGAGUAAGGGUGAAGCACACAGUCAAAGACCUGUUGGCUGAAAAACGUUCACGACAGACGACUGGACCACGCUACAAUGGAGUGGCCUCUCAACAGACAUUUGUUCCAAUGCAAGGCCCCCAUAUGCUUCCUAGUUACUACAGCAUGCGGAGAUCUUUCAUCUCGGACACCGAGUUCUGCCCGUCGGGCAAACAGUUCUCCACAGACAUCUACUCCUCGUCGCUAGGGGGCAAACCUCUCUCCUGUGAUGCCACACCUAUGUCUGGCUACCCCUUCAUUGACGGGUACUACCCGGAGUCAUUUGGAGACUAUCGCAAUACUGCCCUGAACACUGGGGGGAGCUCUGUGUUCACCCAAUCUGCACUGUCCUCACUGCUGCCCCCCUUUGGUACAGAACCCUCACAACUACUGAUGAGGGACUCCUGGGAGCAGGCCGGGCCUGAGGCUGUGACACAGGUGGACGGUUUGUCCGGUGAGGGUUUGCCACCAGAGACCAUUCCCAGCUCAUUAACCAGCACCGAGUCCGGGAGCUCCUCGCAGUGUCCAUCUCCACCGCACGGCGCCAGCAUGCCACCCCCCCAGCCGUACCCGCUGUACCCACCUCUGGACGAGGCCCACUACCCAGGCCUUUACCAGCCGUCGCCCACCUUCCCCUGUGCACCCUACAUGACUGCAUCCAGUGACCUUGGCACCAAAAUGCCCUCCCUGCCAACGGAGGAGUCUGAGAAUGCGCCAGCGGCACUCAGCGACAGCUCCCCGUGGGUGAAGAGUGAUGUAAAUAGCUCCUGGUCCCCGUAUGAGCUCCGCAGGACCUUCUGAGGGACAUGGAGGCUACCUGGACAAGCAAGACUACCAACCAUCUGGCAGCAGUUGAUCACAUUUUUUUAAUGCAUCAGUCAUAACAGGACAUUACAUGGCAUCACAUUUCAUAUAUUAUUGGAUCAUUUCUAUUGUAAGUGGAGAGGUACUUUUCAAAUUACCUUUACCUAGUCUUCACUAGUUACAAAAUGAAUAGGAUAUUUUUUUUUUUUUUAAAUGAGCUGUAUAUAACAUAGAAUGAACAACUGAUUCAUUUCAGCACAAUGUAAAUGCUUGCUCUGCCUAGGACAUUCACUGACUAUCUUUAAAAUAAGAGACAUUUUUUUCUGGCAAGUCCAGCUUGAUAAUCAGUGAUUGAUAAUAAUAAUAGUUAUAGUAAUAAUAAUAAUAAUAAUAAUAAUAAUAAUAAUAAUAAUAAUAAUGUGGUGAUGACGAUGAUGAUGACAUAUGGUACUUUUUUAUAAUCUAUUUUUUAUGGUAUUUAACUGUGUGAUGUCUAAUUUGUUUGCACUAACUAACAGCAUUUAAUAAACAUUUCAAGUGAAGUAUCUUUUGGCAGAUGCGCUUGUUGUUGAAUCAGAUUAUGUGUAGGUUUAUGAAUAGACACUAGGUGACGCUGUUGUAUCACACCUCUGUUGGUAAUCGAUUUAUUCUGUUUUAAAUCCUGCUGUCCCUUUAGCCGUACAGCCCUAGAAUAUUGUACUAAUAGGCUAUUGUCACUUUUAUAUGACAUUAAGACCCAUCACAUUUUCACAAGGCAUAGUUUAAUAAAUUCCUGCUGUCCCUCUGGGUAAUUGUUGCGUGUCAUCUGUGCGCUGCCUGGACGACGUUGGGGGCUUAAAACACCAAACGCAUCUGUACCGCACCCUUGCUAUUCUGUUUACAGCCCAUCUUCCGAGGUAUGCUGGCACGCGCCUACUGUACGAGUGUGAUUUUUAAUCCCUAGCACAUCUGUUUCUGUUUAAUCUGUAUGUGUUUACUCUAUCUGCGUGACCAUGAAGGCUUCAGUGACCCCUCACAUGGUCUACUCAGAUUGAGGACUACGACGUUCAAUAAAAAGAAAAAUAGCCUAAUUCUAUUAGGCUAUUUCUAUUCUAUUAAAUUGCAAUAGACUAUAAGUUUGCAGAUUGCAGACCACAGAAAAUGUCAUAGCCUCCUGUCAUACCUUCCUGUCGAUGUUGAAAAAUCUAAAUGUUUGUUUUGUUUGCAGGUAACAAUGUUUCAAUUGUUUCCAGCCUAGGUCGGAGUCAUAUCAAUAAAGUUGUCUAAACGUAUCCAGUUUAUGCCUUAUUUCGAAAUUCCAGGCGAAAGGGAACAUGUGAAUUAUUGACAC